AAUAGACCAAUUAUCUGUUUGUAAACAUUCGGGAUGUGCGCGCAGCACAGUUGCAGAAAACCCGGAGAGAUCGCCUUUACAGCUAGAGAAUUACAAGGAUACGGCACAAAAUACUUAGAUUUAAAAAGAGUAUAGAUUAUAUUGAUUAGAUGUCAUUUUCAAAAUGUUAUUCGCAUAUUACAACAGCUUGUCACCCAGCGAUAAGCACUGUUACUCAACGAAAUUGACGUUAGAUAGUGGGAUAGUCUUACAGGCCCGAAACAGGGAUGAUGUUUUUUAUGGGCGGUUCAAGUGGCAGUGUAUGCAGCCAUGUGAUAAAACAAUUAAAAACACAUGAGUAAAUUUGAUUUUAUAUUUCAAAAUUCUGACUUUAAUUUCACAAUUCCGAGAUUAUAUCCCACAACUCUAGAGGAAAAACAACUCGUCAUUCUCUCUUUUCCCCUCGGCUCAGAGUUUAUAUCCCACUGCUUUUUUCCCUCAGAAUGAACAAACUCACUAGUUAAAUCGAGUUAUAAAGUCCGAAUUAGGAGAUAUAAACUUGCAUUUGUGAGAAAAAAAAAAAAAUCUGAAUUGUGAGAGAAAAUAAAAAAUGUUACGUUAAAAAGUUAAUAGUAAUAGGUUUAAAUGUCAUGCUGUAACUGUAGAGCUAAUACAGUACACCCCCUAUGAACAGCAUAUGUGAAUAUUAUGUAGACCUAUAAAUCAAAUUUAUGCUUUAAAAGUAGAGUAAUCAUAGCAGUUUUCAUCCAUAGUGUGUCCGUUUAAACGUCUGCGUUUAGCUUCAAAUGGCGUCUUUGACUACAGUAUUGUAUAAAAAUGAUUUGCAUUCCGAUUUUGACAUCAAAAGACACAAAAAUAUUUUUUUUUUCUCUUAUUCCAUGGAGUUUAAUCGUUCACCUCCACUUGCUACCAGUGUUUUUCUGCAACGUCACUGUGACGUCUACUCGAAAUUGGUCUAUAGGUCAACCAAAGAUGAAAAUGUGCUCAUCCUCAGAUCAUCUGAGACUAGUGUAAGCUUGUUUGUUCAUCACAUUUGUAGAAAUGUAUCGUUCCAUCACUGUCUCACCAAUGGAUAAUCUGCAGUGAAUGGGUGCCGUCAGAAUGCACAAGUAAUCCACACCAGCUAGCAUCUGGAGAAGACAAAAGCUGGAACAAAUCCAUCAUUAAGACGUUUUCGACUAAAAUACAAGUCCAUAAUCCAUAAUAACACCUCCUCCAGUGGAAAGUUGGUCUGGUCUGAAUCAGGAGAGAAAUCUGUACAGGUCAAACACCGUUUACAAGCCAAAAGAGCUCGGAACAACCAGAUGGAGGUAUUCUGUGUAUAUUAUUUUAGUUAAAAAACGUUUUGAUGGAUUUGUUUCUUACAAACACUGGCUAAAGAUAGGGCAUAGGGUCAGUGAAGUGAUGUCACUACAGAAAAAACGUUCUGACGAGUGUGUUUGUAUGUAGUGCUGCAGUGUGACGGUGAACGGGUCUGACGGGCAGCAGGUGGCGCUGUUUGACCACAGCCUCCAAACCGGAAGCGGCGUCGCUUCAUCUGCUGUGGAGAGAAAACGUGUGGAGAAGAAUUGAUCAAAUAUUGCAGCUCUGCGAGGAUUUGUUUACAUUAAAUAACUGAUCCAUUUGGUAACUUCUGCUUUAUUUUGGUCGUAGUUUAAUCGUAGUUUUAAUAUUAAAUAUCGCUCUCUGUAUGAAAUCGCCUAAACUGCAUUGAAUGUAGAUGAGGACGUGGCCGUUCCUUUACUCAACGCCGCUGACUCCUGACCAAUCACAGUCGUCUGUUGUUCGCCUGGACCAAUCGCAGGCCGUGUGCGCUGUAACCAUAUAAGCGUACAUACAGUUACAGAGUUAUCGCUGUUUUUAGUCACGAUGGCGUCUGUCGAGCUGAGGACGGAGCUGGACGAGCUUCUCAAGCGACUGGAUAUUGACACGAUAUGCAUCGAUCAUCCAGAGGUGUUCACGGUGGAGGAGAUGAUGCUUCACAUGGCUCACGUGAGCGGCGUCGUCGCUAAAAACCUCUUCCUGAAGGACAAGAAGAAGAAGGGCCUGUGGCUGCUGUCCGUCCGGCACGACCGGCAGGUCAACCUGGGCGACGUGGCCAAGCGCCUGGGGCUCGGGACGCUGCGGCUGGCCGACGAGUCGGUGAUGCUGGAGAAGCUGAAGGUGGGUCAGGGCUGCGCCACGGCCCUCGCGCUCUUCUGCGACACGGACCGGAGCGUCAAGAUGGUGCUGGACCGAGACCUGACCCACGGCGGCCACGAGAGGGUCUACUUCCACCCCAUGACCAACAGCGCCAGCCUGGGACUCAAGCCGGACGACCUGCUGCGCUUCCUGGAGGAGACCGGCCACGAGCCCGUCAUCCUGAGCUUCGACUGAGUCGAAGACGCCGCUCCUCCGAUCGGUGAUCGGUGCUCUUACACCGGCAGCUCGGACACUUCUGACUGUUACUGACUUAAGACUUUUACAUCUCCAGACCACAGUAACAUCACAGUUAUAACACAUCAACAUGAGAAUAAGACAGUCGUCAUGAAGUUUAUCACACUGAU
This is a messenger RNA of Labeo rohita (rohu), 2546 nucleotides long. RefSeq names its product prolyl-tRNA synthetase domain containing 1 (gene prorsd1). Lineage: Eukaryota; Metazoa; Chordata; Actinopteri; Cypriniformes; Cyprinidae. The record is from RefSeq and is a predicted model, not a curated record. The coding region runs from base 1870 to 2376 and encodes 168 amino acids. Gene Ontology annotation, molecular function: aminoacyl-tRNA deacylase activity. The transcript has 2 exons.